CUGGCGGUUAAACUAUUCAGAACGUUUUUAAUUUUUGUAUUUAUUGAAAGUGUAAUUAAUUAAUGCAGAAAAUUAAUUUAAAACUACUUGAAUUUUGUUAACAAAGAAAAAAAACGAUUAAAAUAUAUAAAUGAAAUAGAAGAAAAUGAAUUGAAAAUAUACAAGUUAUAGAACAAAAGAAAGAAAAAAAAGAAAAUCCUAAGUAAAAAUUGACUCUUAUUAAAAAUACACAAACAAACAAUCAAAUAUAAACAUUUCCUUUGAAAUUUUUAAAUAAAAAUUGAGUAAAAAUUUCUACGAGUUCAAAUCAGAAAUUAAAAAGUGAGUGCAAAAAAAAAAAUUAAAAAAUACAAAACUUUCAAUUAAGUAUUACAAAUUGUUACCUAUAUGAUUAAAUUAACAGUAUAAAAAUAUAAAAAUAUAGAAAAUAUGGCUGAAGAAGAUUCAUCAAAUAAAAAAACAACAGCUGUUAUAUCUGAUUCAGCGUACUCAAACAGUUGCAGUAAUAGUCAAUCACAACGUAGUGGUAGUUCUAAAUCAAUUCUUAGCGGAUCGAAUUCAUCUGGUAGCAGUGGUUAUGGUGGUAAUAAUUCAUCAUCAAAUCAUCAUCAAGGGAAUAAUAAUAAAAAUAAUUCAAAAUCAAAUCAUCAUCAUCAUAUUUUAACAAAACAAAAGGAAAAAACACGUAAAAAGAAAAAAAUUAAGAGUAAUAAUUUUUCAUCUUCGACAUCAACAACAACACAGUCAAAUAAUGGUAACAAUAAUACAAGUACAAGUCAAAUAAAUACAUCAUCAACAUCAGAUAUAACAAAUAUAACUGACGAACAGCCAAAUGAUUUUGCUGCUGUAACAAAUAUUACACAAAAUUUACAAAAUAAUUGUAAUAAUACAAAUUUAAUUUUAAAUAAUCAAAUUCAAUUAUCUGAAAUCGAUAUUGAAAAAAAUGCAGAAUUACAACAGCAGCAGCAACAACAACAGCAACAACAACAGCAGCAACAGCAACCAAAUAAAUCUUAUCAUCAUAGUCAUCAUCAUCAUCAUCAUCAUCAUAGUAAUCACUAUCAUCAUUACAAUAACAAUAAUAAUCAGCAGCAGACACAGCAUUUACAAUUGCAACAGCAAUCGCAUCAAAAUCAUCAAUUAGCUAAAUUAUCACUCAAUAAUAAUGAUAGCGUCAAUUUAAAGACUGAAAAUAAAUUAAGUAGAGAUGAUGGUUUCUAUUGCUUAAUUUCGAUGCAAGAUGGUAUUGUAUUAUUUACAACAGCUGGUAUAACUGAAUUAUUAGGUUAUCCAAAAGAUAUGUGGUUGGGACGUUCAUUUAUUGAUUUUGUACAUCCAAAAGACCGUACAACAUUUGCAAAUCAAAUUGCAACUGGUAUUCCACUUGCAGAAAAUAAAGGAAACGUACAAAAAGAUUUUAAAUUAAAAUUAUGUGUUAUGCUAAGAAAAUAUAGAGGUUUAAAAUCAAUUGGGUUCGAUAUCAAAAGUAACGUAAUUCAAUACGAGCCAUUUUGCUUAAAUUUGACUUUUCGUGAUGCACCCGAUGAUACGUCACUUAUUGAAAACUCUAAAAUGUUGAACGGCAGUAGCAUGUUACUAGUUGUAAGCGCAACGAAUAUUAAAUCGGUUUAUAAACAACCAAAUGAGCAAUUAGCUUCAAAUUUAACAAAUUUAAAAUUUACUACUAAACAUACAGCAUCUGGGAUAAUAUCAAGUGUUGAUACAACCGCUGUACCAUUUCUUGGAUUUUUUCCACAAGAUUUGAUUGGUAAACAAAUAUUAGAUUAUUAUCAUUAUGCUGAUUUACCAUUACUUAAAAGUGUUUAUGAACAUUUCAUCAAAACUGAUCAAAUAUCUGGUAAGAAAUAUUCUAGUAAACCGUAUAGAUUUUUGGUACAAAAUGGAUGUUAUAUAAUAAUGGAAACCGAAUUUACAAGUUUCAUAAAUCCAUGGUCAAGAAAACUAGAAUUUAUAAUUGGUAGUCAUAGAGUUAUACAAGGACCAAAGAACUGUAAUGUUUUUGAGGUAUCUUCGUCAGCAACAAAUGAAAAUCAAAUGAGUUCUUUAGAUAAUAUGCGCAAAAGUAAUUUGAUAAAAGACGAAAUAUUACAACUUCUCUCAGAAUCAGUAGAACGUCCAUCAGAUACUAUUAAACAAGAAGUUUCAAAAAGAUGUAAAGCUCUUGCAUCAUUUAUGGAAAAUUUAAUGGAAGAAGUGACACAGAGUGCAGACUUAAAAAUUGAUUUGCCUCAAGAAGUUGACUUGACCAUGUCAGAACGUGGUUCUGUAAUGUUAGGUGAAAUAUCACCACAUCAUGAUUACUGUGACAGUAAAAGUUCUAGUGAAACACCACCGUCAUAUAAUCAGCUUAAUUAUAAUGAAAAUUUGAAACGAUUUUUUGAUAGUAAACCAACUACUGUCCCGCCAAAUGAUGUUUAUUCAAUUGGUACUACAGCAUUUAUUGAUGAAUUAAACAAGAGCGUUAGUCAAAAUAAUUCUUCAGUUAGUCCAGUACAUUAUUUCACUGAAAGUGGUGGUAGCAGAUCAUCUGAAAAUUUAACAUCGAUUAGUAAUAAUUACCAGAAUAAUCAAUUUGCAGAAGUUCAACAGAGACAACCUAAUUUACAACAGACAAAGCAACAAGAUUUUCAACAAGAUACUGAAAUGAUACAGCAAAUUGAUAAUCGUCAAGAUCAACAUCAAAAGCAUCUGCAAGAUUUACAAAAACAUCAAACAUUAGUUAUUGGGACUAAUGGAGGCACUUCAUUCGAACGAACACAGUUACCAAUUUUAACUGAAAUGUUACUUCAAAAACAUAACAAAGACAUGGAAGUAAAAAUGCUAAAAAAGCAUAAAGAGCUAAGAAAUCGUUCAUCUGGUGAUAAGUUAAAGAAAUCUCAUGACCAAAAUCAUGGCAUAAAACGCAGUGGCUCCUUUACAUGGGAAGAAGAAAUGCAUAAAACAACAAAACAUCACCACAAUGUAGAAAAUUCCAGAGAUUCUGUAGAUGUAACAAAUCUUAAAACAUUUGGAAAUUUUCAUUCCAGAACUGAAAAAGUUGCUGUUCAACCACUUUCCCAUGGGGUCGAUUUAUGGCCACCCUUUUCUGUAAGUCUUACAACAGUUCAAACGCCACACUUUUCCCGAGAUUAUUCAAGUUGCUUUGUAUCAUCGUCAGCAACAGGACUUUAUCCUUUGUAUUAUAUACCUACUAAUAUGGCCGGUACAAAAACAGUGGAUGGAAAUCAUUCACCAAAAUCGGUUUAUAUGACAGGUUUAAUGUAUGGUCAUCCACAAUUGUUUUAUGCGCAACCAAGUAUGAUAUAUCAGCCCGUCCCAUUACAAACAAUAUCGAAACUGUUCAAUUCAAAUAAUGAUAGGCCAUUGAAAGGAACACAAAUGUCUUCUCUUUCAUCACCUGUGACCAUUUCAGAUCAAAAUAAAAAUUGUGAGGCAAAAAGACAAAUUUCUUCACCAAAUUUCAAUAAAAAUUAUUUUGUUAAACAACAGCAGCAACAAAAAGAAAUUUAUAUGAAAGAGAAUUUAUUUAAUUCAUCUUCUCAAGAUAUCUCCUCUACUUCACUGGAAGAUGAUAUUGAAUUUCCAUUAGCAACUACAGCAACUACAACGAUCCAUAACACAGAAAAUAUAAGGCAUUGUAAGCGCCCGGAACCACCAUGGUUAAAUAAUGUUCGAAUAACUUCUGAAUUAAUAUAUAAAUAUCAUAUUAAACAACCUACUCAAUCAAAAGUUCUGGCCAAUGAUAUGAUUGCCUUAAAAUGUUUAAAUCAACCAAUUUUAGUUAAUAAUCAACUUGAUCAAUUGUAUAUAGAUCUUGAAUUGGAGGGAGUUUCAACCAAAUUAUGCUUGACUGAUACAACUUCUGGUAGCAGUGAAGAAGAGGAUGGAGUUUUAAAAAGAAAAUGUAAGAGUCUCGAAUUUGACAAAUUAACAAUGCUUUAUGAAGAAAAUUGCCCGUUACCUUCGCCAAAAUGUUAAAAACUAUUAAGCAAUAUUAUUUGCAUUUUUAAUUAUUUAAAAAGAAAAUUAUAUCUGUGAUAUUUUUACAUGACGUGAUAUAAACGGAAAUUUUAACAUUUUUUAUUGAACUUUUUGUAAAAUUUUAUGCUCUUUUAACAUAAAAUUAUGUAAAAAUACCACAGAUUUUAUAUUUAUAAGAAUAACGAAAUCAAAUAUAUAUUUCUAUUUUCUAUUUCUACUGCGCUAAAAUGUACCUAUAACUGUUUAAUUAUUAGUUGACACGUACCGUAUUAUAAAUUUACUAAGAACAAUAAAAUAAUCGCAGAGGUUUGUCAGACGUAUUAUUUUCACUUUAAAAGUGAUCUUUUAAAAACUUUAUUUUGUUAAUUAAUUUUUAAAAUAAUUUUAAUAAAAAAUUGUUUGAGAAAUCAAAAAUAUAAUUUAAAAAAUCUUUAGUUCAAUUAUGAUGCAAUUUAAUAAAUUAAUUUAUGAUUAUAUCGAGAUUUACAAUCGAUAAUUAUUGUAAUCAUGUAUUAGCCAACUUACAAAGAAAAAUUUAAACUCCCAACCCUAACGAAUAUAGGGAUUGUUAACAAGAAAGAUUAAAUUUUAACAAAAUUCACCUGUUACUUUUAUGCAACAUAUUUAUAAAAAAUACUUCUACGUAUUUUUUGAUAAAUUUAAGUACGCACAUGUACUAUUCAUAAUUUUUAAUAUUAUGAAACUUACAAGAAUCUCCAUGGCAUCCAAACAAGCAUUCGGGGAAAAAUUUGACUUGUUUUUUGUUAUAAAUCGUUUCAUAUUAUGUUUGUAUAUCCAAUAUCCAUGUUGUACAUAAUGUAUGUAUCUACAAAUUAACCAACAAUGCAAAUUGGGCUUUUCUUUUCACUUCUUUUAAAUAACAGUAAUUAGUAAAAAUUAAAUUUUAUAAAUUUUCUCCACUACCACAAAAUUAACAUAAUUUAGAAAUAAAAAAACUGAGCUGUUUUUAAUGUAUACAUUUACAUAUUCUAUUAGAAAUAGAUUUCUACCCAUUCUAAUAGAAAAUAGAUUUUAUAUAAUUUGAUUGGAAUUAAAAAUAUUUAAAUAAUUUUAUACUUAUGUAAUAUUUUAGUUAAAAGUUUACCUUUUCAAAAGUACCUCUUAAGAUUCAUUGAAAUAAAAAAAUAAUUUUUAUAAUUUUUAAUAGCGAGUAAAGAAGAAUAUUAAGUUUUUAUUAAUUUUAUAAUUACAUAUUAAAUACAUAAACAUAAUUAUAAUUGUAAUUCUGAUUAAAUGUAAAAGUAAGUAUGCAUAAAUUGUAUUUUUAUAAAAAAUCAUUGAAUAAUAAAAGGAUUAUAUUAUAAAUUUAA
This is a messenger RNA of Condylostylus longicornis, 5333 nucleotides long. RefSeq names its product period circadian protein (gene per). Gene Ontology annotation, biological process: circadian regulation of gene expression; entrainment of circadian clock by photoperiod; negative regulation of transcription by RNA polymerase II. Gene Ontology annotation, cellular component: nucleus; cytoplasm. The transcript has 5 exons. The record is from RefSeq and is a predicted model, not a curated record. NCBI's taxonomy places the organism in Eukaryota, Metazoa, Arthropoda, Insecta, Diptera, Dolichopodidae. The coding region runs from base 430 to 3999 and encodes 1189 amino acids. Gene Ontology annotation, molecular function: transcription corepressor binding; transcription cis-regulatory region binding.